This is a messenger RNA of Fundulus heteroclitus (mummichog), 2356 nucleotides long. It is a transcript of the gene adra2a, whose product is annotated as adrenoceptor alpha 2A. Gene Ontology annotation, cellular component: membrane. Gene Ontology annotation, molecular function: adrenergic receptor activity. Gene Ontology annotation, biological process: adenylate cyclase-activating adrenergic receptor signaling pathway. Lineage: Eukaryota; Metazoa; Chordata; Actinopteri; Cyprinodontiformes; Fundulidae. The coding region runs from base 646 to 1908 and encodes 420 amino acids. The transcript is spliced from 2 exons. The record is from RefSeq and is a predicted model, not a curated record.
CUCCUUCUCCUCCUGGCUGCCCUGUCAUUUAAAACGCCUCUCCGGCUGAUGCGGCUGUUGUCAGACAAACACGGCGGGGCAGCUUGCCAGUGUUGACACUCCCGCGGACGCAUGCACGCACGGUGACCCCACGAACGGGACACCUUUUGCAGUGUGCGGGCUAUAAGGAGAGGGAGUGGCGCUCUGGUGAACAGUGAGGAGAGAAACUCCACACGCAGACAGUAACACAGCAGCGCCCGGGAUAACGUGAUUAGCGCUCUAUUAGGUCCGGUGCCGAGCGCAACUAGAUGCAGCGCAGAGACCACUGCGAGUGGAGAGACAGGAGGCGCAGAGGAAACGCUUCGUCCGCCUCAUGGAUCUUCUUUGCCUCCUCUUGAUUUGUCUAAAGAAGUUGCCCGUUCGCAGUAUUUUAGUGCCCUGGCACUGGAGAGGCGCUGCCAUCGCUCCUUCUCUCAGAUAAAGUGACAUCUUUAAAAAAAAAAAAUCCCUCACAAUGAGGAGGAAAAAUCCGGGAAAGUCUCAGAGGAGCGAUUCAGUCUCUUCCUCUCUCAGCCCUGCUGUAAGCCACUAGUUCUCUCCUUCCUGGUGGAUGAUAUUUGUUAACCUCAGGUGAACUCUCACAGGAAGCGGGGCCAAUCUGCUACCAUGGAGGAUAACAAUAACACUUUCCAGAACUACUCCAGCUUAGCCCCUUACAGCCUACAGAUAGCCCUGCCGCUCAGCGUGCUGGUAGGCCUCAUGAUCCUGCUCAUAGUGUUCGGCAAUGUCCUGGUGGUCAUUGCUGUGUUUACAAGCCGGGCCUUGAAAGCCCCGCAGAACUUGUUCCUGGUGUCCCUGGCUUCGGCGGACAUUCUGGUGGCCACCCUCGUCAUGCCUUUUUCCCUGGCCAACGAGCUCAUGGGAUACUGGUACUUUGGCAAGGUGUGGUGUGAGAUUUACCUUGCGCUGGACGUUCUCUUCUGCUCCGCCUCCAUCGCCCAUCUUUGUGCUAUCAGCCUGGACCGCUACUGGUCCAUUACACAGGCCAUAGAGUACAACCUGAAGAGGACGCCACGGCGCAUCAAGUGCAUCAUCGUCAUUGUUUGGGUCAUCGCUGCGGUUAUCUCGUUUCCGCCCCUGAUCCCCAUCGGGAAGGGCAACAGUGAGAAAUUCCCCGAGUGUGAGAUCAACAAAGAAAAAUGGUACGUCAUCUCCUCCUGCAUCGGCUCCUUCUUCCUGCCGUGCAUCAUCAUGGUGCUGGUCUACGUGCGGAUCUACCAAAUUGCCAAAAAAAGGACACGUGCGCCCCCUGGCGACCGGAGGCCGAAUGCUAUGUUGAAGCCAUCCACUGCUCCUGCUGCGAACCAGAAGGAGAAUGGCGCCGGCGACGCCAAGGAUCCCCUCUGUCACGAGAAGCUGAACGGUGAACAGGCUAUAGAGCUGCAGGAGGGAGUCGGAGGACAUGGGAAAGCAGAGGAGGGCAAAGGUGAGGUCAACGGCGUGGACCUCGAGGAGUCAUCGUCCUCUGACCAUAAUGUGAACAACCCAUGCUCCAUUAGAAAGAAAGCACACAAGGGGAAAUCCAGACUGAGGCAAAUCAAACCAGGGGACGCCAACGUCCAAAAGCAAGAGGCAAACACCAAAGGCAGCCGCUGGAGAGGCCGUCAAAACCGCGAGAAACGGUUCACCUUCGUCCUGGCGGUGGUCAUCGGCGUCUUUGUCGUUUGUUGGUUUCCGUUUUUCUUUACCUACAUGCUGAUGACUCUUUGUGGCUCCUGCUCCGUGCCUCCGACCCUGUUCAAGUUCUUCUUCUGGUUCGGCUACUGCAACAGCGCCCUGAACCCUCUGAUUUACACCGUUUUCAACAACGACUUCAGGAGGUCGUUCAAAAAGAUACUGUGCAAGAGGGACACCAGGAGAUACGUAUGACUCCAGCUUUGUAUCGGUUGUAUCUUCUUUGGUAUAUUGUGCAUCCGUCGUAAAACAGUGUGGCCAUCGUGCAUGAACCUACGGUGUGUGGUCGCUCAGGAAGGUGUUUGUGUGCAGAAUCUUCCCUUUCAAUGCAUCCACCAGUCACAGCUUUAACACAAAGAUGGAGAUCACAGAGAAAAACCCAUAAGAUCACAUUUUUAUCGUAUUUGCUUUUUUAAAGAGGCAAACAUAGUGAAGUUGUUGAUAUGUAUUGGAUUUGUAUGUUGUACUAAAUGAUCUGUCUGAGUAUUUGUCUAUUUUUGGUUUUAUGAAAACAGUAUUGUGCUAUUUUGUAUGAUAUGGUGAUACUGAUUACAAAGAAGAUGAUGCUGGUGGACUUGUAGUAAAAAUGCAGACUCUGAAGAAUAAAUAAAGCCCAUUUGUCUGAGAUGGUUUUGAAAACCUA